UCCAAAAGCGGCAACAAAGAAAAGCAAUGACCAACAAAAACAAGGAAAUAGCCGCAACUUACAUCCCGCAAGCCUGUCUAGUUUGAAAAGACUCGCCGGUAGUUCAAAAUGAGCUCAUAUGUUGACAGCUCCAGUCUCAGGCAAACAAGCGAGACAACUUCUCCUAACACUAUGUUUAGUUUCGAUCUGUCCGGGCGCAGAUCCAGCCCGUAUGAGGGUGUUAAUGUGAACGGGAUAUUCUCCUGUCCCGUCCCCGCGACCUCUGCCGAGCGGGAGGAGAUGAAAACAAGCCUGCGUGGCAGCGCGGAGCCUCCUCUCCCGCCAGGACCACAGAUCACCAUGGUCUCCACCAGCUCGUCCGUGGACGCAGGCGGGUUCGACUACGGCGGCGGCGGCGGCGGCGGCGGCGGCAAGCUUCUGGGACGCGGGGCGGACAGGGAGCCGGAGAGGAGCGCCAGGUCCGGCGGCAACAAGAGCCAGGAGUGCGACAGGAACGCGGAGAGCGCGCAGGCGGUGAAACGAAACACAAACGUUAACCAGCGUCAGGAAAGUGAGCCGCGGCCGCAGAUUUAUCCAUGGAUGACAAAACUGCACAUGAGCCACGAAUCGGAGGGUAAGCGGUCCAGGACCAGUUACACCCGCUACCAGACUCUGGAGCUGGAGAAAGAGUUUCACUUCAACCGCUACCUGAGCCGCCGCAGGCGCAUAGAGAUCGCCCACACUCUGUGUCUAAACGAGAGGCAGAUCAAAAUCUGGUUCCAGAACAGACGAAUGAAGUGGAAGAAGGACUCAAAGAUCAAAGUGAAGGAGUAAAAGUGCACCAGUGAAACCGUGUGCACUUUGGGUUUUUUUUUUUCUUUCUUUCUUCUUCCUCCUCCUCGUGCACAGCGCUGGAGUGCCGCCUGACCUUCGGAUGAACUGCUAUAGGAGCAAUGACAUCAUGACACCGCUCCGCGCGCUUCAUCACCAAUUAUGUGUCACUUGCUGCAGUUUGGGACCUAAUGUAUUGAAUAUCACUCACUUUGAUCAAUCGGUUUACAUUUCUAAAUUAAUUUGCUGCCCAUGCGAUGAUAACCUCACUUUACUUUGCACGAGGGGAGCAGGAGGUUGAGGGGAGCCGCGUCCUGCACGCUGCGAGGCUGCAAGGUCUGCACAAUACUCAUUAGGAUAAGAGGAGGCAGAAGCCUGCAUCUUUUUAAACUCUUCAUGGACGUGUGACAAUAAUUGCUAAAAUCAGUGCAUCGAAUAAUGGCAAAAAUAAACAAAAUAAAUGGUUUCUUUUUGAGACUAUCUGACAUGUUGCAGGUGUGUUGUUGAAUGUGUGAUGUCUCUGUGACUGGAUCUCUGUGAAGGCGUCAUUAUCCAUGUUGUCUGUCAUAUUCCUGUGAAUCUGAACCAUUAUGUACAACUCAGUGACAUGUGUGUUAUAUUACUGUAAUGUGCAAUUAAAGUAUUUCUCUCCCCUUUGUAAACUCAAGGUGCCUGGUUAACACAGAGGCCUGGAUUAACUGGUA
This is a messenger RNA of Salarias fasciatus (jewelled blenny), 1514 nucleotides long. It is a transcript of the gene hoxc5a, whose product is annotated as homeobox C5a. Lineage: Eukaryota; Metazoa; Chordata; Actinopteri; Blenniiformes; Blenniidae. Gene Ontology annotation, cellular component: nucleus; nucleoplasm. The transcript has 2 exons. Gene Ontology annotation, molecular function: DNA-binding transcription factor activity, RNA polymerase II-specific; RNA polymerase II cis-regulatory region sequence-specific DNA binding. The record is from RefSeq and is a predicted model, not a curated record. Bases 109 to 813 code for a protein of 234 amino acids. Gene Ontology annotation, biological process: embryonic skeletal system morphogenesis; anterior/posterior pattern specification; positive regulation of transcription by RNA polymerase II.